UCCCUCUCCACGCUUUCUACCGCUGUUUCUCUUUUAGAUUUGCUCAAGCAAGGAGGUAGAGGCUUGUAUUUAUUAUUUUAGUGUAUUAUUAAAUAAGCCAUGGCUACAGGAGAGCCCAAAAGCAAGAAAAUCAAACUUGAAGAAAAGACAAUCAGUCAAAAUGCUCUUUUUGGCAUGGGAAAUCCCCUGCUGGACAUGUGUGCUGUGGUGGACAAGGAUUUUCUUGACAAGUACGGGCUCAAGCCAAAUGACCAGAUUUUAGCAGAGGAAAAACACAAGGAAAUGUUUGAAGAAAUAGUCAAGAAUUUUAAAGUGGAGUACCAUGCUGGCGGUGCCACCCAGAACUCUGUGAUGAUUGCCCAGUGGAUGAUCCAGAAGCCCCACAAAGUGGCCACUUUCUUCGGCUGCAUCGGCAAAGACGAGUUUGGAAAGAUUCUGAAGCAGAAGGCAGAAGAAUGCCAUGUGGAUGCCCAUUACUAUGAGCAGGGCAAGGAACCGACAGGGACCUGCGCCGCCUGCAUCACAGGAGACAACAGGUCUCUUGUUGCCAAUCUGGGGGCUGCCAACUGCUAUAAGAAAGACAAACAUCUGGACCUGGAGGAGAACUGGAAGCUGGUAGAAAAAGCAAAAGUCUACUACAUUGCUGGUUUCUUCUUGACCGUGUCCUUGGAGUCGAUCCUGAAGGUGGCAAAGCAUGCCUUUGAAAACAACAAGAUCUUCUGCCUUAACCUGUCGGCUCCCUUCAUCUGCGAGCUCUAUAAGGAUUCCCUAAUGGAGGUCAUGCCUUAUGUGGACGUCCUGUUCGGCAAUGAGACGGAGGCUGCCACGUUCGCGCACGAGCAGGGUUUCGAGAUAGAGGACAUUGAGGAGAUUGCCAAGAAGAUCCAGAGUUUACCCAAGGAAAACAAGAAAAGGCAGAGAAUAGUGGUCUUUACCCAAGGCAAGGAGGGCACCGUAAUGGCCUAUGGUGAAAAGGUGGAAACGUUCCCCGUCAUAGAGAUUGACCAGAAAGAUAUUGUGGACACCAAUGGAGCUGGAGAUGCAUUUGUAGGAGGUUUCCUGUCUGAGUUGGUGCAGGAUAAGUCUCUAGAGCAGUGUAUCCGCGCUGGACACUAUGCUGCUAACGUCAUCAUUAGACACUCCGGCUGUACGUUUCCAGAGAAGCCUGACUUCCAUUGAGAGAUGAGCGGACUUCGCUACCCCAGUUUUAUGAUACUGAUGCCUUCCUCUCAGUGUUUAAUAGACUUUUUUCCCCUUCUUUCUUUGAUCCUGUGUUCUCUCUUUCCCUUCUCGCAUUCAGCCAGUCCCAUGACAUGAUGUAAUAAUGCAGACCUUUUACUUAAUACCAAUCUAAUGUUUACAAUAUAAGCAACAGCCCAUUUCUAUAAAUAAGAAAGUAUUUUUUAAUUUUUGAUCCCUGUACUUCAAACACACACAGAUUUCUUGUGCAACGACACUGAUCACAUUGUCUCUAUCUGAGUAAGACAGAAGUGUGUUUGUUUUUGUUUGUUUUUUGUUUUUAAAACACCUUUCAGCCUUUUUGAAUAUAUGGGUUUUAUUUUAGUUCAUUUGUUAAUUUCAAGGGUUUUUAAAGGCCAGUCUCGAGUUAUUUUGUGCUCACUUUUAAUUUUGUAAAAAGGAAGAAAGAAAAUGUAUGUACUGUAUGUAUAUGUAGUGAUGCAUCUACAGUCUCCCUGAAAACUGACAAAAUUAAAAUGCAUUUCUUUCAUCACAA
Molecule: messenger RNA, 1735 nt
Organism: Tachysurus vachellii
Lineage: Eukaryota; Metazoa; Chordata; Actinopteri; Siluriformes; Bagridae
Gene: adka
Product: adenosine kinase a
Exons: 11
Coding region: 100-1179 (359 amino acids)
Biological process (GO): purine ribonucleoside salvage
Cellular component (GO): nucleus; cytosol
Molecular function (GO): adenosine kinase activity
Source: RefSeq, a predicted model, not a curated record